GAAGCAGGUGGAGGUGUGACGGCACCGCUCAGGUCCGUUUAGAACCUCAGGUGGAACCACGCCACGAGUUUGGACCGGCAGGAGGCCGCAGCGCCAACAGAACCUGCACAGAACCUGCAGAGGUCACAGCGUGGACCCGCUGAUCCAUCAGAACCUGCUGGUUCUGCAGUGUCUUCCCGUCCGGCACCGACAGGGGGCGCCCUGCCAGCUCCCGCCAUGCAGCAGCAGCAUCCCCCACACACAGAAAGCGUUGACGGAUCUUAGAUCUGCGGACCAGAACCGGAUGGGUCGGAACCGUAACUACCACCACCCGAACUGACUGGAUCGGAACCGAAGCCGAACGAUCUGCAAGAACGAGUGAGCCUGCCGCGGUUCUGCUGCUGCAGCAGGAAAUCAGACUCAGCGGCUCCACGAACCGAGGUGAGACCGAACCGUUCUGCUGCAGGUUGAUGAGGAUGAUGAUGACGAUGAUGAGCUCCUCGUCCACAGAAAAGAUGAAGAAGAAACCUCCGAAGGACAGUCUGACUCUUCUUCCAUGUUUCUACUUUGUUGAGCUGCCCAUCGUGGCUUCUUCUAUGGUGUCGCUGUACUUCCUGGAGCUGACGGACGUGGUGCAGCCGGCUCAGGUGGGUUUCCGGUGCCAUGACAGAGACCUCAGCAUGCCGUACGUGGAUGGAGGAGAUGAGCUGAUCCCGCUGCUGAUGCUGCUGAGCCUUGCCUUCGCCGGCCCGGCUGCUUCGAUCAUGCUGGUGGAGGCGGUGAUCUACUGCCUGCAGCCACAGCUGAAGAUCCACAGAGUUGAAGGAAGCAUCAACGCUGGAGGCUGCAGCUUCAACUCCUUCCUGAGGAGGACCGUCCGCUUUGUAGGCGUGCACGUGUUUGGGCUCUGUGCCACGGCGCUGCUCACUGACAUCAUCCAGCUGUCGACAGGUUACCACGCCCCGUUCUUUCUCACCGUAUGUAAACCUAACUACACUCUGGCAGGCGUGUCAUGUGACCAAAAUGCUUACAUCACCAAAGAUAUCUGCUCAGGACACGACCAGCACGCCAUCGUGGCGGCCAGGAGGACGUUUCCUUCCCAGCAUGCAACUCUGUCGGCCUUCGCUGCUGUUUACGUCUCGAUGUACUUUAACGCCACCAUAUCCAACUCCACCAAGCUGCUCAAGCCCGUCCUGGUGUUUGCCUUUGCCAUCGCGGCGGCGCUGACGGGCCUGACUCAGGUCACGCAGCAUCGCAGCCAUCCCAUCGACGUCUACGUGGGUUUCCUGAUUGGAGCCUUCAUUGCUGCGUACCUGGCGCUUCAUGCGGUUGCCAACUUCAAGUCUUCUGAUGACUUUGCUCAGGCUGCUACCCCUCCCCCUCCGGUGGAAGACCCUUUGCGAGCGCUGACAGAGCGUGGACACGAGUCUGUGUACAACAAGGGUCCUGCCUCUGCCUCUGAGAGCAAUGAUGAGAUAGCGGCGGCUCCGGUUCCCAUAGAGCGACUGGAAGGCCUCAGGCCUCUGCAGAGGGAGAAGGGCUCCAUGGGGAGCCUGAAAAGGGCCAGCGUUGAUGUGGAGCUGCUGGCCCCUCGCAGCCCGAUGGGCAAAGAGACCAUGCUGACUUUCAGUAACACCCUGCCAAGAACAAGCAUGAAUGUCAAUGGUCCUCUUGCUACCAACGAGGUGGUGGGGGAUCCAGUGCCUUCCUUGCAGCCAGUGCAGCGCCGUCUGAAGGCUGUGCAGGUACCAGUGGACCCCAUGAGGUCCCAGCAGCUGGUUUCAGAGUGGAAGCAGAAGUCCAUGGAGAUGCGAGGCCUAGGGGCUCGAGAAGAUGCGGACUGUGAACCCAGUGAGGAUGGUUCUGAAGUCAGCUCUGUCGGUACUGACGAUGCUGGUUCUCAGGCCCCAAUCUACCAGCCCUCUGUGCACACGGCGAGGGCUGGCACCGGUCGCAACCCCACCCCUCCUCCAGGUGGCGCCAAAGCCGUGGCCACUCCCAGACCACCACAGAUCCCUGAAGCCGGACCGCCCCCGGUGUCCCCAAAAAGCGCCUUGACCAGGGCCAAGUGGCUGGCUAUCCGGGAGAAGACGAGUGGGGAGGGGUCGGCUCGAGGCGCUGCCAAUCAGCCACGCCUCAUGCAGGUCAUUGCCAUGUCAAAGCAGCAGGGUCUCCUUCCCUCCUCCUCCUCUGGAGAGAAGUCCUCAGAGACCACCUCCACCGGCUCUGGCGCCUCCUCCAACACAGACUCCCCACACUGUCGUCGUCCCUCUGAGCGCCAGCGGGACGGACCGGGCAUCAUUACUGUGGACGCCCACGCCCCCUACUACCCUGUUGUAAAAACUCCGCCACCCCCACAGGCCCCGCCCCUGGCUGGGAACGGAAACCCGUGGGAGUGGGCGGCGGCGUCCAGCGGAGACGACCCACGGUACUCCUACGACCUCAACAAGCUGAACAGAGGAGAUGCAUCUGCGCGUGCUAGCAGCUUCUGUCCACGGCGCUCCGCCUCACCAGCUGCCGCCAUUGACCCCGCCUCCCAGGGGGAGCUGUCGGCUGACGCUCAGCGCAGGGAAAUGGCCAUGAGGCGCAAAACAGCUCUAGUUCUGUUGGAUCGAGAGAUCCGUAACCAGACUGAACAGGAGAACUAUUAUAAGAGUUUGCAGGGACGGAGGUACAAGGAUUAACCGUUCCGCUCCAAGACAAAUGCCUUAUCCUGAUCACUAUCACCUCAUAACACCCCAACAGUUACCUGCUCUGACGUCUGAAUGGUACGACACCUGUACAGUACGACAUCUGGACAGUACGACACCUGUACAGUACGACACCUGGACAGUACGACACCUGGACAGUACGACACCUGUACAGUACGACACCUGGACAGUACGACACCUGUACAGUACGACACCUGGACAGUACGACACCUGGACAGUACGACACCUGUACAGUACGACAUCUGGACGAUACGAAAGCUGGACAGUACGACACCUGUACAGUACGACAUCUGGACAGUACGACAUCUGGACAGUACAACACCUGGAC
Messenger RNA from Fundulus heteroclitus (mummichog), 3018 nucleotides. RefSeq names its product phospholipid phosphatase related 3b (gene plppr3b). The record is from RefSeq and is a predicted model, not a curated record. NCBI's taxonomy places the organism in Eukaryota, Metazoa, Chordata, Actinopteri, Cyprinodontiformes, Fundulidae. The coding region runs from base 450 to 2663 and encodes 737 amino acids. The transcript is spliced from 8 exons. Gene Ontology annotation, biological process: phospholipid metabolic process; signal transduction; phospholipid dephosphorylation. Gene Ontology annotation, molecular function: phosphatidate phosphatase activity.